AUCAUACUGCGCCUACGGCAAACCAUAAGUUUUUGGGCAUUGCCAGUUACAUGGCGACGGGAAUCGCGCAAGAUUUGCUCUGUGUUAAAUGACUUGGAGAGUCAUUAGAUUUCAUUUCUUCUUUCAGAGCUACCGGUGACAAAAUGGGUUUCUUGUUCUCCAGACUCAUCAGGAAUAUCGUCAUCGCAUACGUCUUAUUCAGUGGUGUACAGUAUUUGCUGCGAUGGAAAUCGUACAACAUUUCACCCAAGGAGUUCCGUAAUAUCGCACACAAAGCUCAAGGCGCCGAUAAUGUUGCAUCAGCAGUGAGCCGCUUGACAACCGAUUUGCGUCGUGUGUAUGGACCUGCAAUCGCUGCCGAGACUACAUGGGUCUCUUUAUACCUUGGGAAUUUGCCACUGAAAGCGUUGUUCUUGCACUCAUCACUAACGGAAUUUAUCGUCGUCAUGGGUACACCUUUCCCAACAUCAGGACGAAUCGGAAUGCACUGGAGUAAUAGCACCUGUACAGUUUUGACCGGGUCCGUUACUCGUUUAGCAGAUCUUGGUCAUAUGCCAAACAAGGAGACUUUCAGUGCAGGAGGAAACUUUCGCCACGGACAGUUCGAAUCGUACAUCUAUUCCCUCGGUGCUGAAACCUACGUUGUCUGUUAUGGUCGCGGUGUUACGCCUGUCUCUGGCUUAUGGGCUGCAACUGGUGCCCUUGCGAAUGGCGAACCAUUCACGUUGGCGCGUAUGCUCUAUACAUACGGCCACGAAUCCUUCAACCAGUUAAGUUUGGCGUUGACGCACACGUUUAACUACUAUAAAGCGAAAGCGACCGGCAAGAAGACCGAGCUAUAGCAUGUUGUCCUGAAAAUGUCUAACGCACUUAUUGUUCUCCAAACUAAUACACUACAAUUGGGACAUAUAUUUUUGUGAUAGUGCUACCUGUUGUAUCAAUUGUUCAGUGUAUCUAGGCCGAUGAUUGUUGCAUAAUUCGUUGAGUUGAUUUGUUUUAGAGAAAAGAUUGAAACAAUUGCUCUCAUGUGUUACCAAAUUCUCCCGAUGUGUUUAUGUACGGUGCAUUUUGAGUAGUUGUGAAAUA
Messenger RNA from Cylicocyclus nassatus, 1086 nucleotides. NCBI's taxonomy places the organism in Eukaryota, Metazoa, Nematoda, Chromadorea, Rhabditida, Strongylidae. The record is from the annotation of a GenBank genome assembly.